AUGUUGACGAUGACGUCACAUAUAGGCGAAGCUCCGUCCUACCCAGCACACUGGCAACGUACACAAAAUGAUAACGAAUAUUCUGUUCUCCAUGACAUGAAAGGUCUUAUUGAGAGUUAUCAGCAAUCAGUCGACCAAAUAUUGACAAGACAACAUCAGCGUCAUGUCAUGCAAGUCCAAAGCAUUCCAAAAGUCCCAGGCAUCAUCUAUGAUCACGCUGUAUACGAAACACAGUCCAGCGCAUCCGUUGCCAGCACACAACAAAACUCCGUGUUCUCGACGACAUCGUUCACGCAGACAAAGGACACAUCAUCUGAUAUCGAGCAAUCGCACGACCAACCCCCAAGUCUACACGACACGGUAUUUGUAUUGAAUGACCGCCCUAUAUCUACAGAACCAGUACCUUCGAAACGACCAUCGCUUCAAGACACUACAACAUUCAUCCCAAAUAAAAGGGCCAGACCAGAAUUGGAAUCUGCUAGUAAAAUAGCCAUUGAGCAUCCACAGGAAUCUCUGUUCAACAAUGAUUCGGACCGUCACUCAUCUCUUUCGGCCACGUUGCCCAUACGACCCAAAUCAGAGACACCAGAAAUAUCUGCGCGGCUCACUGUCUUGAAUUUAGCAGAACAGGUCUUGAGAUCCGCAAUAGAACGGAUGAAAGUCUUUCGAAUAGAGACUGGUAAAGACUACAUCAAUAUCCACUACGAAGGAAAAUUGACCACUUUUGGACUGGAAGAUGCACAAAGCUUCAGCUACAAACAAAACAUUCUUCAAUGGUAUACUUAUCACGCAAUUCAGGCUACCCUGAUAUCCUUGAAAGUGCCGCACGUAUCGCCGACGGUCGUCCAAAUGUUUUGCAGAGGGCUUUUUGACGAAAUAACUCCCCAAACAGAGCGUAUUGUUUACGUGUACAAUAUCAACAACAUGCACUGGGUGACUAUUGUGUGCCAAACUCAUCCAUAUGUCAUCACGUAUAUGGACAGUUAUAAGCCCUCGCAUCCACCAAGCAAGGUGGUCGAAAAUGUAAAGGAACACUCCCUACUUCACUUAGCACACCAUGGCAUUGAGGCCCCCACUACCAAGCCCUCCAUACACGUCAGCUGCUCGAUCAAGCAGAAAGGUACCACCAGUUGCGGACCUUACGUGGUUCGCGAGGUCGAAAGGAUUCUACACCAAGAUGUCAGUGCUGACCAAGGGAACCCGAUAGCGAUUAGAGCACGCCACGCCGAGUUGGUUGCCAAUCUCAUAGCCGGAAGACUUGUCAAAGAUACGGACGUAGAGACCGCCACCGUCCAUGAUAGCACAGAAAUUCACGGCGUCAAGUUAACCUCCAAUAACAGUCCCGUGGAUGCUAGUGUCUUUGCACCAGAUGAUUCCUGGUCCCACGAAUACCCUGUAGAGGGGAUCGAGCCAACCAGCAACCGUAACGGUAACAUUGAGGAUCACGGCGUUGGUGCAUGUUGA
Bacidia gigantensis is the source of this 1464-nucleotide messenger RNA. RefSeq lists its product as uncharacterized. The transcript has 2 exons. Lineage: Eukaryota; Fungi; Ascomycota; Lecanoromycetes; Lecanorales; Ramalinaceae. The coding region runs from base 1 to 1464 and encodes 487 amino acids. The record is from RefSeq and is a predicted model, not a curated record.